Molecule: messenger RNA, 753 nt
Organism: Brassica oleracea var. oleracea
Lineage: Eukaryota; Viridiplantae; Streptophyta; Magnoliopsida; Brassicales; Brassicaceae
Product: probable WRKY transcription factor 10
Exons: 4
Coding region: 1-753 (250 amino acids)
Biological process (GO): regulation of DNA-templated transcription
Molecular function (GO): DNA-binding transcription factor activity; sequence-specific DNA binding
Source: RefSeq, a predicted model, not a curated record
AUGUUUUCUAACUCUUCUUCACAGAUUGUCCCUCCUUCUUCAGUUACCAUUAUUGGGCCUCCAGAGAUGGUGGAAAAUUACGGUGGCGAUCAUGCAACAAUGAUGAUAUCCAACAACGGUCUUCCUCAUCAGCGGAUGGACGCUGAUCAGGCUCCUGAAGAUCCCAACAUUGGUUAUGUUCUAAAUGUCGAACCUUCAUCUCCAAAAAGAAGGGAAGAUGACGUAUCAAACAUGAUUGGAGCCAUAAGAACGGGCAGAUACAAUGAAGGGGUCAAAAUUCAAAUGGAAAGUGAAGAAAACAAUCUUGACGAUGGUUAUAGCUGGAAAAAAUAUGGUCAGAAACUCAUCAGGGGGAACCCAAAUGCGAGGAGUUACUACAAAUGCACAUUCGUUGGGUGCAACGUGAAGAAGCAUGUGGAGAGAAGAGCAGACAAUGUGAAGUCAUUGGUGAUUACAUACUAUGGGAAUCAUGAGCACGCUGCACCAGUUCACCGCAGAAAGUGUUACCUUCUAAAGAAGCGGCCAGGUUCUUCAAUGUCUCAAGAUGCUAGCAAUAAAACCCCUCGGUUAGGCAGGCCACCUUCUUCCUCUUCGGCCUUUCAGGUUUUCUCUCCUUCGUUCGAGCCACACCUUGAUAUGACACAAAUCAAUAUGACUGGACUCUCUAAACUGCCGAGUUUACCAGCCAACCAGAAUGAUGAACCGAAGAUUGAUCGUGCCUACCCGAUGGUACAUAGGUAUACAUGGGGAUAA